AUGUCUCUUUUUGAGGUUGUUUAUGGCUUUAAUGCUCUAACACCUUUGGAUAUGUUACCAUUGCCUAGCAAUGAGUAUUUUAAUAGUGGUGGCAGGAAACGGGCUGAAUUUGUGAAGGAGAUGCAUUCAAAGGUUCGGGAUAACAUUGCAAAAUCAAACGCUCGAUUUCCCGAGAAACGGAAGUCUAAGCUGAGCCCAAGAGGAGACGGGUCAUUCCAAGUUGUGGAACGCAUCAAUGACAAUGCAUAUCGUAUUGAGCUACCGGGUGAGUACCAAGUUCAUAGCACAUUCAACGUUGCUGACUUAAGUUCUUUUGAUGUAGGAGAUGAACAGACUAAGAAAAUGGGGGACUCAAUUUUUCAAGAAGGGGGGGAUGACAAGGUCGUCAAAAGCGAUGAUGAACCUACACUACCACCAGGUCCGAUUACUCGAAACCGUGCCAAGAAGUUUCAAACUAAUAUUAUGGCAUUAAUUCUAUACUUGGAAAAGGAGAACAUGCAUAAAGUUGAAGCAUGGAGGCCAAUAGGAAGAGCGUUAUCAACAUUGGAGUGCAUCCACCCUUGA
Messenger RNA from Andrographis paniculata, 564 nucleotides. RefSeq lists its product as uncharacterized. NCBI's taxonomy places the organism in Eukaryota, Viridiplantae, Streptophyta, Magnoliopsida, Lamiales, Acanthaceae. Bases 1 to 564 code for a protein of 187 amino acids. The transcript is spliced from 2 exons. The record is from RefSeq and is a predicted model, not a curated record.